AUGCGAGAGGCUUACGGCGAGGAGUGGUGGCAGCUUGAUGAUGACGAAGACGACUACGUCAGGCGCCAUCAUGACUUGGGGCUCGAGUUCAACAGCUAUGGCGUCGACGCUCAUCGGCUGUGGUCCGCAAACCCUGGCGCGCGCGAGCGUAAGAAGGAGAAGACGGUGGUUGAGCCGGUGAAGAGUAUGAGUCCCUAUUUGAGGGACAUUCUCACCAAUGCGGCAUUCUUGGAAUGGUUGGACGGAGAGAUGCCGCCGCCUGCGCUCUAUCAAGAAGACUUUGGCCGCAGUCGUUACGACCUCUGUGUCGCGCGGGUCAGAGCGGUCUUUGAGAGGAACGACGUCGACCAGGUCAUUUAG
Molecule: messenger RNA, 360 nt
Organism: Cryptococcus wingfieldii CBS 7118
Lineage: Eukaryota; Fungi; Basidiomycota; Tremellomycetes; Tremellales; Cryptococcaceae
Exons: 1
Coding region: 1-360 (119 amino acids)
Source: RefSeq, a predicted model, not a curated record